AGAAUAUGAGAGGUGCUAUCAGACCACAACUGGACCCAGGCUACCCUCAAUCCUGCGUCUAGCUCACCGAGGGAUCCACAUAAAGCCCACAUCAACCCAACCAAACAUGCGCUCCAUCGCCUAUGAGACAGCUUCAAACAGUCCUGCAUGGAAUAUGGGUCACGGUCCAAUUCCCCUAGUGGCGGUCCCCUUCAAGGGGCCCCCGGAAUUCCUUGCCGUACCGAGGCAUCCAUAUGUUAUGGAAGUCAGGCGAUUUGAUUAGUCGUCCCGAGUUUUAAAAGCUGCUCGGCGAAGGCCAUUAGCCUCAACGGUCCUCGAGUCCUCAUCCCCCAAGCCCCAACCACGGCCUCAAGACACUCACGCACAAGUCCAAGCAGUCCGAAGAAACCGCAAAGAUGGCGCCCGUCAGCAACAAGUCCCUGAUCUUUAAGAGGAUCCCUGAGGGCAUGAUCACGAAAGAUGUGGACAUGGCCCUCGAGGACAAGCCCCUGGAGCUCACGCCACCGCCCAAGGGCAUCGUGGCGAAGACGCUGGUGCUUGGAUUUGAUCCUCACAUGCGCGACCGCAUGAAGGGCCCCACCUUUGAGAGCUACGUCCCGGGUUACGUGGAGGAGCAGCCCAUCCAAGGCUUCACUGUCGCCCAGGUGGUCAAGAGCGACAACGAGGAUUACCCGGAAGGCCAGCUCCUUGCCGGUGUCCUGCCUUUCUGCGAGUACAAUGUCGUCCCAAUCGAGUACCUCGAGUUCAAGUCCCAGGCCUCCCACAUGGUCUGGAAGGUUGACAACAAGUACAACAUCGACCUCGGCAACUGGGUGGGCGCCCUGGGCCUCGCGGGCCAGACGGCGUGGAACUCCUUCUACGGGCUCGUCAAGCCCAAGAAUGGCGAGACCAUCUGGGUCAACGCGGCCUCGUCGACGGUCGGCGAGAUCGUCGUGCAGCUGGCCAAGAAGGAGGGCAUGCGCGUCAUCGGCAGCGUCAGCUCGGACGAGAAGGCCGAGUACGUCAAGUCGCUCGGCGCCGACGAGUGCUUCAACUACACCAAGGAGAGCUGCGACGCGGCGCUCAAGCGCCUCGCGCCCGAGGGGCUGGACGUCGUCUACGAGAACGUCGGCGGCGACCACUUCCAGGCCGCGCUGACCAACAUGAAGUGGUUCGGCCGCAUCAUCGUCUGCGGCAUGGUCUCCGAGUACAACAAGCCGCCCUCGGAGCAGUUCGGCGUCACCAACCUCGCCGAGAUCUUCCGCCGCCGCAUCACCAUCCAGGGCUUCGUCUUCUGGGACCACAACAUCUACACCGAGAACAUCGACAAGUUCUGGGAGCUCAUGCCCAAGUGGAUCGCCGACGGGUCCGUCAAGGCUCGUGCUACCAAGUUCGAGGGCAUCGAGUCGGCCCAGGAUGCAUUCCUGUCGCUGUUUACCGGCAAGACCUUUGGCAAGGCCACCGUCAAGAUUGCUGAGCCUUCGACAUGAGGAGUCUAUCGGAUUAGGUCUGUAGAGUCUACCUAGGUAUAUAGAAGUGAGACAAAAUAUUAAUUAAAAGCGUUCCUCAAA
Messenger RNA from Diaporthe batatas, 1550 nucleotides. RefSeq lists its product as uncharacterized. Bases 396 to 1469 code for a protein of 357 amino acids. Lineage: Eukaryota; Fungi; Ascomycota; Sordariomycetes; Diaporthales; Diaporthaceae. Gene Ontology annotation, molecular function: oxidoreductase activity, acting on the CH-CH group of donors, NAD or NADP as acceptor. The record is from RefSeq and is a predicted model, not a curated record. The transcript is spliced from 2 exons.